Molecule: messenger RNA, 1716 nt
Organism: Rotaria socialis
Lineage: Eukaryota; Metazoa; Rotifera; Eurotatoria; Philodinida; Philodinidae
Source: the annotation of a GenBank genome assembly
AUGCCUGCCAACAUUAUUCCAUAUUUAGAUAUAUUACCUGUUGAACUUAUAUAUCAUAUAUUAAAUUUUCUCGAUACGCAUACAAUACUUCUUUCAUUGCGUUAUGUUUGUAAACAUUUCUAUGUUAUCUCAAAUGUUUUUAAUCAAUGUAAAUUAAAUUUAAAUUCAUGUAGAAAAUCUGACUUUUAUCGUUUUUGUCGUAUUAUAAAUCCAUUAAAUGUCAUCUCCCUUAUUUUAUCCGAUGAUGAUAAAACACCGGGUCAAAUAGGUUUAUUUCUUUCACGUUUUAAUCUAAAACAAUUUAAUCAUCUGCGUUCUCUAAUACUUUUGGAGAUUGAUGAUUCAAAUUUAAAUGUUAUUCUGCAUGACUUACCCUAUUUAUUUUUGACAUCAUUAACAAUUAAAUCUCGACCAUCAUUAACGUGGACUCAACAAACAUUAGCAUAUCUUUCGAAAAUUCUUGAACAAUCUAGCCUAAAAGAACUUACAUUGAGUAUAUGGUGUUUUGAAAUAUAUGAUUUCGUUUGGCCUAAUCAAUGUCAAAUUGAAUAUCUUCAUAUAUCAAAUCGUAUAACAUUUGAACAAUAUUGUAUUUUACUUGAGCAAUGUUUAUUUUUACGAACAUUAAUUAUAAAAGAUGUCCUAUGGAAUGAUACAGAUAUUUCAGUUUCAAUUUUUUAUCGACAAUUGAACUCUUUAACCUUAGAAGACAAUCGUAUGGAUGUAUUUAAAUUAGAACAAUUUCUUUCAUUAACUCCCUCACUGAUCUAUUUAAAAGUUAUUGGUAUGGCAUAUUUAAUUGAUAGUUAUCUUUGGGAAAAAAUUCUUCGAAUAAAACUACCGAAUUUAAAUACAUUCGAAUUCUUUUUUCUAUCAUGGAAAGAUGUUAAUUAUAGUUUUUGUGAUAUUGAAUCUCUUAUACAACCAUUUCAAACAUCAUUUUGGUUAGAAAAUAAACAAUGGGCUGUAAAUUGUGAUUAUAUAAUUAAUCCAACUGAAGUUAUGCUAUAUUCAGUACCAAUAUGUAAAACUUCUUUUCAAUAUUAUGAUGAAGCAAAUAAAAUUUCAUGUUCAAAUUUUACAAAAAUGAAUAUUAAUCAAGCAAUGCUGGAUAAUAUUUGCCAAUUAAGAUUGAAUUUAAUCAAAGCUAUCAACCACGAGAAAAGCCUACAAACGCCUCAAUUGUCGACUUGUCCUUUAUUUCGUAAUGUAACCGAACUUACACUUGAUCUUGAUUAUAAAUGUCCAAAUACUUUAUUACAGUCAUUAUCGAACAUAAUCAAUCUUUCCACUAUUACUCAAGUUAUAUUCAACCUUAAUUAUGAUAUUGACUUUGAUUUACAUACGCGAACAAAUCUUAUAAAUAUCUUUAAACAAACGUCAAAUAUUCAGACAUUUGAAAUAUGCAAUAAUCUAUCUCCAAUUAACGCUUGUACAACAAUAGGAGAUAUAUGUUCAUUAAUUCCUUCCCAUAUUCAACAUUUAAAAAUUACAGUAAAAAAUGUAAAUGAGAUGAAAAUCGUAUUCGAUCGGUUUAAAUAUUUAUCAAGUAUAACAUUUCGAUUUUCAUUUGAUACAUCAAUUCCAUCAGCGAAAAUAAUCGAAUCGUUUUUGAAUAUAAAAAAUGAUUUAACUUAUAAAAACGAUGACUCUUCUAUACGAGUAUGGCUUAAUCAUUUUAUGGAUGAUCAAGAAACGCAAUUUAAAAUUUAUUGA